Molecule: messenger RNA, 1655 nt
Organism: Papaver somniferum (opium poppy)
Lineage: Eukaryota; Viridiplantae; Streptophyta; Magnoliopsida; Ranunculales; Papaveraceae
Exons: 8
Coding region: 123-1199 (358 amino acids)
Molecular function (GO): heme binding
Source: RefSeq, a predicted model, not a curated record
CCUAAUGUAAGUCAACCAAAUUGGUCUAUCAUCAGCUUAACUCAUGGCAGUUCGAUUUACAGAUAUCCCCAUUUUGAUUUCUCACUAAUUCAGCUUCUGGUGAUUUUUCCUUCAAAUAAAUCAUGUAUCGAAUCUUGAUAAUAUUUUUGUUAUUUACAGCAGUUGGAUUAGUGAAAUCACAUAAUGAAGGAGGUGAAUGGAGUUGUGAAUCAGAAUCUGAAAAUAGAAUUGAAGCUAUUUUUAAACCUGGUGUUAUCACAAUCGAUGGGCAUACAGAUGAUUGGAAAGAUAUCGAUGGUUUUGAAUUUUCUCUUCUUCCUGCUCUUGACCCACAUCAAGAUGAUGCUUAUAAAGCUGGAUCAAUGACUGUCAAGGCUGUACAUGAUGGCAACAAUGUGUUUUUCAUGUUGGAAGUUAAUGGCAAGUAUGCUUACUCAAAAGGUGACAAUAACAAAUGUCCUUCUGUUGCUCUUAUGUUUCAAGUUGGGGAGAAUGCCACAUAUCAUAAUAUGGGAGGGUGUAAGGAAUCACCAGAUUCAUGUUCCAGCAAGACCUGCAAAGGAACUGAAGUGGAUAUUAUGCAUUUCUCCAUUGGAAAUGCUAUUCCUGGACGGCUCUAUGGAGGAAAUCCAAUAGAUAAUAGAGAAGGACAUGGGGGUGACAGGUUCGGACAUUUGGUUGAUCUGUAUACUUGGACUCCUCACUGUCGACACCUCGAUGGUAUCAGUCCUACAGGAAAUGAUACUAGUGCCCAAAAUGACUGGAAAGGUGCAUGGUGGCACGAUAGCUUCAAGGUCCACUCAGGUUUUGUAGCAGAAGACAGCCCAUAUUCAUCUGAGGAUCAAGAUGGUAAAUACUUCUUCGAAUUUUCCAGGCCUUUGAGAACCAUGGAUCACCUUCAACAGGAUGUUCAAUUUUCAAUCGGCCAACCAACAAAUAUGGCAGUAGCAUUCUGGUACCCUGAGGAUGGAAAACCAUGGCACGGGUCUGGGCAUUACUCUAUUAGCUGUAACUGGGUACCAUUAGAUUUGCCCUCAAGCAGCUCACUUGCUACUAGGGCAGGUUCAGGAAACUCAUCCGGUGCUAUCAGUGCUUUCUCUCUUCUCUUCUCUUUGGUUGCAUUUUUCUCAUCUAUAUUUGUCGGGUAUUAUGUCUCUAAAAACAAGUCUAUCCCUUUCACGCCUAUGGAUCGUCUAUAGGUGGUAUGGUUGAGGCUUGAUUUUUUAUUUAUUUUUCGUGAGUUUGUAUUCUUUUAGGCGUGGUUCUGUUGAGGUUUGUGUUGCCUUUGAUUUCUUCCCCAGGGUUGGCAGAUCUGAUUUCACUUGAUUCUUGUAUGUGAUUAUUGUUAAAGUGUCAUAGUUGAUAAAGUUAGGGUACGAACGGUUCAGUUAAAAGACCAUUCUAUUGUUAUUGGUUAGAGUUGAGUUUUCAUCUCAUACUGGAUUCUCAUUACACCUUUUCCAGUUCUACUACACUCAAUCCCUUUAACUGAACCCAAAGUACAUACCAUUAGCAUAUGAAUAAGUGUGUCUGGUCUAGUAUUGUUUACAAUGUGAACAGGGUAAGGUAACAUUUUGAUGAAAUUUCAGUGUAUCUAGCAUUUGGAGAACCUUGUAUAUUUCUAAAAGUGGAAAGGAAAGCUCUUAUUUUAUAGA